UUUAUGGGAAAAUACCUCCCGACUCACUGAACACUAGGAAAUGCUGUUGUGAAAGGCAGGUGAACAGUUUUCUCCUGCUGUCCCAGGGAGAUUACAGCGGGACAUGCUUCCAGCCACUGAACAGAUUGACUUCACUUGCAGCGUCAUGGGAAUCUCGCUCGCAAGGGGGAGACUUGGCUGUACCUCUGAAAACAAAGGCAGUAGAAGUCUUUAUGUGAAAAUAAUAAAGUCUACCACAUGGAACCUGUGAGUGUGUCACUAAACAGGAUUACAGGAUAGUUUUUGUUAUUGGCACCCUCCAGGAGAAGGUAAGAGGAGCUGUGGAGUUUUGUCCACACAAAGCCCUUUUGUUCCCAGCCAACGGCAGAGGUGGAAUAGGAGCAGCUUGGUAACUAGAGGUGGGGUGACAAACUUUUUCUGUGUGACAUUUUAAAUGGACAGUUUGCUGGAGCAUCUACUUGUGUUGGUUUGCAUCUGCUCUUAGUUGGAGUAACAAAAAUGGACAGCGCAAGUAGUGACUUAUUUGAACAGGGCAAACAGCCCAGUAGUUCCCUCCGAGGUGUCUUGAGCAAUUUCUUCACACGGGAUCGCUCUCCCUCUUCGGAUGUGGAGUGUGCUGUGCUGGUCUCAUUUAAAGAGCUUCCAGAUGGGGAGACGUAUGACGCUGAGGACAGUCAAUCUGUUAACACUGAGAACAAACUCCAAGGGAGGAAGGAUUCGGCUCAGGGUGAUGUGACUGCUACCGGUCGUACAGUGCAAAAGGUCGAAUCGCCAAUCAGCGACUCUGACGAACAGGUUAAAGCAGCAGCUGAAGCCCCGCUUGACCCUGAUCUGGUCCAGGUCACUAGGGUGGAAACGCAUAGUGACAAUGAAAAUGAGGACGACGAAGUGGCCCAUGAGGCCAAGAAGUCUACUCUAUCAGAGGAGGACAGUAAAAAAGUAGACCAAGAGGACAGGAAUGCCAGUGAAGCAGCACUACAAGUGCCCAUGUUUAGAACACAUAAACUUACAGAGAGAUCCCGCGUAGAGGCUAUGUUAUAUUCUAGCAGGUUUGCUGGCAGAAGUAUCUCUAAGACAGUUCAGCUUUCUUCAAUUUCCAAACAGAGAACAGGCUACACUCUCAAGGAAAGUACUCCCCCAGUGUCUGAGAGUGCAGAACCAUUGGUUGCUGGAGAUGUGGGAACAGGUGAGAGUGAGGAGUAUGAUGGAAUAGAUUGCUCUCAACCAGUUCCCUCAAUUAUCUCUGGGAAUCAGUCUUUGGAAUCUCCAGACAGUGAUGUUAAUGUGGCUUCUCCUACAAAACAGACGGACGGUACACAAGAGGAAGAACCAGCUGAGCAAACGGAUGAACUUUGUUCUAGCCAGAUAUCCUCCUCUGUUCCCUCCAGCCCUGAGACUCAUAAAGCCUCGGUCCCAACAUCCUCUCCAGAGGAGCAGUCAGACACUGGCUUUAAAAAACCCUUGUCGCUGUCUUUUCCAUCUAAAAAGACUAAAAGUGACAGCCAAGCAGAUGCCGGUCCAGAUGCUAAGCUCACAAAAACUCCUAAGACGAGCACAUCAUCGGCUUCGUCCACCUCAUCUCCAUCCAGGGGUGCAGAAAUCUCUUCACCACCGUCCUUUCACAUGCCUGCUCUAUUCAGUGGUUUGCGGGUGCUGAAGAAAGGAGGGGUAGGGGAAGACAGGGAGGUUGUGUCAGAGAUCAAGCAGAGGGAGAAGGAUUCUGAGCUGGCUCUGCUUAACCUUAAGAAGUCUGUGAACAAAGCCAAGCUCUUCCCCGAACAGAAGACAGGCUCUCCUAUGAAAAAACACACUGAACCUAAAUCUAUUACAGAAACUAAAAGCACUGUAGUGGGACAACUCAGUCAUCUGCUUAAGCUGGACAAUGAUGACCCAAAAAACUCAGUCAAUGGGCAGGAGGGGGAUUCUUUAGGAAGCAAACAAGAGUCUGCAGAAGGAGAAGUUGUUUCAGGAGCGAAAACUCCAGAAACUCCAGCUUCCACUCUUGAGAGAAAGACAACCUCAGACGUGGCCUACGAAACCUUCAAAAACCUCCUUGGGCCCAGGACCACCAAAAAGGAGAAGACAGAAGCUGUAGAUCUGGAGGCGGUGAAAAAGAAAAUAAAAAACGAUAAGGAAAAUCUGAGGUCGAUAUUUGAGAGAACCACCAAAUCUCCUAGCAAGGAGGUCAAAAGUCCCAAAGAAGCUAUUGUAUGUAGUUACACAAUUAUAUUUUAA
This is a messenger RNA of Pelmatolapia mariae (spotted tilapia), 2235 nucleotides long. Its product is annotated as muscle M-line assembly protein unc-89-like. The transcript has a single exon. NCBI's taxonomy places the organism in Eukaryota, Metazoa, Chordata, Actinopteri, Cichliformes, Cichlidae. The record is from RefSeq and is a predicted model, not a curated record. Bases 499 to 2235 code for a protein of 578 amino acids.